Eucalyptus grandis is the source of this 1036-nucleotide messenger RNA. RefSeq names its product ER membrane protein complex subunit 7 homolog. Gene Ontology annotation, cellular component: EMC complex. Bases 72 to 692 code for a protein of 206 amino acids. The transcript is spliced from 7 exons. Lineage: Eukaryota; Viridiplantae; Streptophyta; Magnoliopsida; Myrtales; Myrtaceae. The record is from RefSeq and is a predicted model, not a curated record. Gene Ontology annotation, molecular function: carbohydrate binding.
GCUGUAAUGAGCAGUGAGAAUCCACGCUCGAACUCUUGCAACCGGCUCUCUCUCUCUUUCUCUCUCCUUCGAUGGCUCCGAUCGCGAGAUCUCUGCCGGCGCUCUCGGCUGGAUUCUUCUUCCUCAUCCUCACCGUCGGAGCGGCUGUUGUGUCAUCUGGGCCUACCGAUGGUUUCACGAUUAAUGGCCGCGUUAGGAUCCCCGGAGCUGGUGCAUUUGGUCUUCCGGGAAAGAUAUCAGAUGCUAAAGUUACACUCAAUGGUGGCAAGAGAAUUACUUUCCUUAGGCCAGAUGGAUAUUUCUCAUUCCAUAAUAUCUCGGCUGGGACGCAUCUGAUUGAGGUGGCUGCCAUUGGAUAUUUCUUUUCGCCGGUACGAGUUGAUGUCAGUGCUAGGAAUCCUGGCAAGGUGCAGGCUGCCCUGACAGAGAAUAGGAGGGUCUUGAAUGAGUUGGUUUUAGAGCCAUUGAGAGAGGAACAGUACUACGAGAUUAGAGAACCCUUCUCCAUAAUGUCCCUGGUGAAGAGCCCGAUGGGUCUGAUGGUUGGUUUUAUGCUGAUUGUUGUUUUCCUAAUGCCAAAGUUAGUUGAGAACAUGGAUCCCGAAGAAAUGAGGCGAGCUCAAGAAGAGAUGAGGAGUCAAGGAGUUCCAUCUCUUUCAAACUUGUUGCCUGGAGCGGCAAGGAGCAACUAAAUGUAACACUCUGAUUACUAGGGACCUCUCAUUGUCUUUGGAUGGCAUUUAAAUCGCCAGGAGGAAUCACGUGGCUGAAACAUUUACUUGUGAAGAACUUUUACUUAGGGGAGGAUCUAAAAAGCAUUUAUGGAAGCAUUUUCUCUCAAACCUUUUAGUGGAUGUUUUGAUUCUUGCUGGUUAAUUUAGGGAUGAAAUUGUUUAUGUUGGUGGUUGAGGCACGCUUUGAGUCACCAGUGGUGUACCUUUAUUAGUAGAUUUGUACCUUUGCUAUGUUGUACAAUUAGCCACAAAACAGGAGAUAUAUACGGUAGUUGAUCCAUUUCAAAGAAGUUUGCGACUAA